Messenger RNA from Heterocephalus glaber (naked mole-rat), 2259 nucleotides. It is a transcript of the gene Elf5, whose product is annotated as E74 like ETS transcription factor 5. Lineage: Eukaryota; Metazoa; Chordata; Mammalia; Rodentia; Bathyergidae. The record is from RefSeq and is a predicted model, not a curated record. Gene Ontology annotation, molecular function: sequence-specific DNA binding; DNA-binding transcription factor activity, RNA polymerase II-specific. Gene Ontology annotation, biological process: cell differentiation; regulation of transcription by RNA polymerase II. Gene Ontology annotation, cellular component: nucleus.
UUUUCUUCUUUGCCUCUCUCUGGACGGCUGAGCAGAGGAGUCUGGUUGCUCCAGCCAUGGGCACCACAACUGUUAUUGCUGCCUCUGGUUUGUGUGAGGGCGAGAAAUCCACAGGCCUGGACAUCUGACUGGGUGGACCCUCUCUGUGAGCCGACUCAGAAGGGUUGGGAAAGCAGCACUGGAGACAUCCGGGGACUCCAGCUUCCAUGCCAUCGCUGCCUUGCUCCCAAAGGGUGAUGUUGGACUCGGUGACACACAGCACCUUCCUGCCCAACCCGCCCUUCUACGACCCCCUGAUGUCGUGGACAGAUCUGUUCAGCAAUGAGGAGUAUUACCCGGCCUUUGAGCAUCAGACAGCUUGUGACUCCUACUGGACAUCAGUCCACCCCGAGUACUGGACGAAGCGCCACGUCUGGGAGUGGCUGCAGUUCUGCUGCGAUCAAUACAAGCUGGACGCCAACUGCAUCUCCUUCUGCCAUUUCAACAUCAGCGGCCUGCAGCUAUGCAGCAUGACCCAGGAGGAGUUCGUGGAGGCAGCGGGCAUCUGCGGCGAGUACCUGUACUUCAUCCUGCAGAACAUCCGCACGCAAGGUUACUCCUUUUUCAAUGACACCGAGGAUACCAAGGCCACCAUCAAAGACUAUGCUGAUUCCAACUGCUUGAAAGCCAGUGGCAUCAAAAGUCAAGAUAGCCAGAGUAGUGGUCGGACAAGCCUCCAAAGUUCUCAUCUGUGGGAAUUUGUGCGAGACUUGCUUCUAUCUCCUGAAGAAAACUGUGGCAUUCUGGAAUGGGAAGACAGGGAACAAGGUAUUUUUCGGGUGGUUAAAUCAGAAGCCCUGGCAAAGAUGUGGGGACAAAGGAAGAAAAACGACAGGAUGACCUAUGAGAAGUUGAGUAGAGCUCUGAGAUAUUACUAUAAAACAGGAAUUUUGGAGCGGGUUGACCGACGGUUAGUGUACAAGUUUGGAAAAAAUGCACAUGGCUGGCAGGAAGACAAGCUAUGAUCUGUUCCAAGCAUCAAGUUCAUUUUAUGGAUUUCUGCCUUUGAAAACAAUCAGAUUGUGACAGACAUUUGAAAGUCUUUAUUUUAAACCUACAAAUGUGCUGAUAAAAUUUCUCUUCAUCUCAGCUUACAUUUGGACUCAGUUGUUGUCUACUUGGGGUGACGGCUACAGCCCUUCAGAAAUCUCCCUCUCCCCAAGGGGAGGAAGGGAUAGUCUUUUAUGGUUUGUUGAUCUAAUAUUAUUUCCCUAAUCAAAAGUUGCAGAGCCACAAUAGCCAAUGUCAUUGGUGCUGCUCCAAGAAAAGACCUAAUUCUGGGCUGGGAAUUUAGCUCAGUGGUUUUGCCCACUGCUGCGCAAGCACAAGGACCCGAGUUCGAUCCCCGGUACCAAAAAAAAAAAAAAGAAAGACCUAAUUCUGUCAUCCGAUACUCCUAUUCCCAAGCUUCCAACAUGGUCAACGUGGUUAACUGUGGCAGCUCACAAGAAAAAAUCAUGAUUAGUGUGUAAUUUAUAGUAGGAGAGAGUAAGAUGUAAGUCAUACAUUCUUUAGAUUUUAAAUGAUUAAAGUCAAAUCCCAUAGAAAAAGUUUCUUUUAAAAAAAGGUCAGCCAUUAAGCUGGGACAUAAUUGGAUUCAGCGUAGGUUAAUAGUAGGUUUCUUAACCACAACAUCUUUUUGACCACUCAGCAAAACUCCCUUUUGGAGUCACACACUUAAAAUUAACCAUAUUAUUAACUGCCACUAAGACUGUUUCCUCUCCUCUCCUAAUGGAUGGCUACCAUCAGAUAUGCAAAGAGCUAGCCAACAGACAUGCACAACAAUUUUCAAAUCUCUGCUGUCUCUGUGAUUCCAGCCGUCAACAGGAUAAAAUCAUAAUUUGUUGAUUCUGUCUGAAGUCAAGACAUUAAACCUUUAUAGAACUGGAUAUGUCCCAGUGACCUGUGAGUUUCUUUUGGUUUGUCUUCUUACCUGAUGAGUACUCAAGUUCUAAAACACAUUUCCUUGACAAAAAUAGCAACGUACCUUUCACUGGCAUGUAAGUCAUAGUGACCUACAACUAGGUGGCCUGGCCCUGAGCCUCAGACUUCACUGGAGCUGACCGUCAAGCGCUGAGGCACUGAACCACAAUACAGGCUGCAGACCUGGUUUUUUUAAAAAAAGAAAAUGUGAAUUACUGUAAAAUAAUCUAUUUUUGGACUCAUGUGUUUUCCAGGUGUUUAGAGUUUGUAAACAAUGUGAAUAAAUUAUUUAACAUA